This is a messenger RNA of Catharus ustulatus (Swainson's thrush), 747 nucleotides long. Its product is annotated as Ig heavy chain Mem5-like. Gene Ontology annotation, biological process: B cell receptor signaling pathway; innate immune response; complement activation, classical pathway. NCBI's taxonomy places the organism in Eukaryota, Metazoa, Chordata, Aves, Passeriformes, Turdidae. Gene Ontology annotation, molecular function: immunoglobulin receptor binding; antigen binding. The transcript has 3 exons. Gene Ontology annotation, cellular component: immunoglobulin complex, circulating; external side of plasma membrane; blood microparticle. The record is from RefSeq and is a predicted model, not a curated record. The annotation marks the transcript as partial.
CGGGCGACCGUGACCCUGCUGGAGUGCGGGGGGGACCUCCAGCCCCCCGGGGGCUCCCUGACUCUGCUCUGCCGUGGAUCUGGAUUCGAUUUUGGGGGUUAUGGAAUGAUCUGGAUCCGCCAAAGACCCGGAAAGGGAUUGGAAUAUGUUGCAGAGAUUGACUAUGAUGGCGACACUUACUACGCGCCGUCGGUGCAGGGCCGGUUCUCGAUCUCCAGGGACAACGGGCAGAGCUCGGUGACGCUGACCAUGAACAACCUCAAGGACGAGGAUUCCGCCGUUUAUUUCUGUGCCAAAAGUGCUGUUGCUGGUUGGGGUGCUGAUGGCGCUGGAUCUCACCAUCCCCUCCUCGCCCUCCUGGCCCUGCUGGCCCUGCCAGGGCUCCGGGCGGUCGUGACCCUGCUGGAGUGCGGGGGGGACCUCCAGCCCCCCGGGGGGUCCCUGACUCUGCUCUGCCGUGCCUCUGGAUUUGAUUUUGGGAAUUACUACAUGCAGUGGGUCCGCCAGAGCCCUGGGAAGGCACUGGAAUGGGUCGCAGGGAUCAGCAGCAGUGGCAGCAGCACCUACUACGCACCGUCGUUCAAGGGUCGGUUCUCGAUCUCCAGGGACAACGGGCAGAGCUCGGUGACGCUGACCAUGAACAGCCUCAAGGUCGAGGAUUCCGCCGUUUAUUUCUGCGCCAAAUAUGCUGGUACUGGUGUUACUUGGGCUGGUGUUAAACACGUUCAUGAUUUUCACCCCAUCUGA